AUGCUUCCCUCAUCACCUGAUUUUCUUUCUUCAUUUGAUCCUGCUCUUCAGCUCCACUCUGAAGACCCCAACACCACGCUCAACCCACCAUCGGAGCUGUUCGAGUCGUUCUCCGACGAUAUUGAGGCAAUCCACCAGCACCGCGUGGAACAGACCCGCAAUAAAGUCGUGAUCCAACACCGCUCCUGGAACCUGUCAGAGGUGUUUCGCAGUGACGACGAUAUAAGACCAGAUACUCCGACCAAAGCUACCCCCCGACCAAGUAAUUCUACGCAGAGUCGUAAUCUGCGCCUGUCAUUUCUUCCGUCUUCUCCUCCAACUACAAAAAUGCCGUUCAUAUCAUCUCCCAGCGCUGCAGCGGCCGACGAUGCGCAAAAAAGAAAAGCAGCGGAAAUUGAAAGUCCACAGCCUGGCGAGCCUAAGCGGCAAAGAAUCCUUGGAGGAUUUGUUGACGACGAGGAUGAUGAUGAUGAAAAUGAGGAUCUUGCCGCCUUCAGAGACGAAGAACUGAAAACCCAGUUUGAGUUGCAAGAAAAUACAGAAUCAGAGCAGUUCUCAAUGCCUGCGCUUUCAGAGCAACCACCGAUUUCUACUCAUAUACAACAACCAACGACUUUCCCUCUCACAUCUAUAAACCCCGAGCUAGAAAUCGCAUCUCGGCCUGCACCAAAAAAAUUCCAGAUCAAAACAUGCAACGGCAAGACACACAGCAUUUCUCUGAAGAAGAGCCAUGUUUCUGUUUCAUAUGAGCAAAUGAUCGCUAGCCGGUCUGAAACAGAGCCCGGUAAAGCGAAGAAAAGCUACUAUGGGAUUGAUAUUCACCAGUUGCUAGAUGACGCGGCAAAAGAUAAAAAUUCUCCAAAGCCCAAACCAUCGCCUCAAGUCAACCCUUCCAUUGAAAAGACCGAGGGAGAUGCGAAACAGAAGAAGCUAGACUCAAUGAUGUGGACUGAGAAGUACCGCGCUCGAAAAUUCACAGAUCUCAUUGGAGAUGAACGUACCCAUCGUUCGGUGCUUCAUUGGCUGAAAGCUUGGGAACCGAUCGUGUUCCCUGGCUUAGCUCGUUCCCGAACGAAAAAGGCAGACCCCGAGGAUGGUGAAGAAGGGCGCAUGCAUCGGAAAGUUCUCCUGCUUAGUGGGCCCCCUGGACUGGGGAAGACAACCCUAGCGCAUGUGUGUGCAAAGCAGGCUGGCUAUGAAGUACUCGAAAUCAACGCAAGUGAUGAGCGUAGUAGAGAUGUGGUCAAGGGACGAAUUCGAGACGCAUUGGGCACAGAGAAUGUGAAGGGCUCAAAUGUUGAGAUUGGCCAGAACAAGGUACGAAGAGCCGCGAAACCUGUCUGCGUUAUAGUGGAUGAGGUGGAUGGUGUCGUUGGUGGAGCUGGUAGUGGAGGCGAGGGUGGAUUCAUGAAAGCCCUCAUCGAUCUGGUUGUACUCGACCAGCGCAACUCGAAAAAAUCUGCCGAAAAUGGCGGACAAAAUGGCAAAAAGCGCAAAGGCGACACUUUCCGCUUCCUUCGACCAUUGAUUCUGGUUUGCAACGAUUUAUAUCACCCAAGUCUACGGCCAUUGAGGGCCUCAUCCAUCGCUGAGAUGAUUCAUGUUCGCCAAGCGCCAUUGGAGAACGUUGUCCAGAGAAUCAAGACCAUUUUCGUUCGAGAAGGCAUCCCCUGCGACGGUGAUGCAGCUCGGAGGCUCUGCGAGGCAGCUUGGGGGUUAUCGGCCAGGAGACAGCGCAACUCUAAGAAUUCAGGAUCUGCCGAAGGUGACAUUCGAAGUGUUCUUGUCGUUGCCGAGGGAGUGGCGCACAAGCUUCGAAACGAACGCCAGGAUUCGCUGAGAUUGACUAGAAACUGGCUGGAACAACGAGUCCUAAGCGCGUCAACUGAAGGUGGUUCAUUCACCAAAGAAAUGAGCCGCGGAGGUGUUCGUGAAAUUGUGAACCGAGUCUUUACUGAAGCCGCAGGGUUUACAGAUGCGCCUGUUGGCAAGGACUCCUUCCAAGACCGAUUCAGUGGACCCAAUAGCCGGGUCCCUGUUGGCGUUGCCGAUUUGCGAAAACGACAUGGCAUCAAUCGCUUAAGAGAGAUGAUCGAUUCUAGCGGCGAGCAUGACCGAUGUGUCAACGACUGCUUUGCCUCGUAUCCCAUUCAAGAGUAUCAAGACGAUACCUUCCUGUCCAAACCAAACGCCGCCUACGAUUGGCUUCACUUCCAUGACAUGAUAUCUUCCAAAGUACAUUCCUCUCAAGAAUGGGAGUUAUAUCCGUACUUGAGUCAAUCGGUUCUUGGAUUUCACCACCUUUUCGCAACCGCCGGUGGUAAGACGGAGGCUGCUGGCCAUGACGAGGAUGACGAUGACGCCGAAGAAGAGCACCCCUUUUCCGGUCCCAAGGCAGACUUUGCUGCGUUCGAGACACAGAAGCAGAAUCGGGCUAUUUUGACUGGGUUUCACACUUCCUUCUCGGCACCACUUGUUCGUCUAUUCCGGUCACCUGAUAACGUGAUCGUUGAACUAGUUCCAUACCUAGUCCGUAUGCUAUCCCCAGACGUCAAACCAGUCAUUGUCCGAGGAACCGGCGAGUCAAGGAGUACAGCUAGCGUGCGUAAAGAAUCAGAGCGUGUCCUUGUUCAGUCUGCCGUGCGAGUGAUGGUUGGUCUAGGUGUUACAUUUGAGCAAGUCCGAGUGGAAAACGAAGGUGGAAACCAUGGUGGAUGGGCCUACCGGAUGGAGCCACCAAUUGAUUCGCUCAUAACAUUUUCAAAAAUUCAAGGUACCUCCUUGGCAAAUUCCAGUGGCAAUGCACCCGUCCGCUAUGCAGUCCGCCAAGCAUUGGAUCAGGAAUAUCGGAAAGAGACCCUGAGAAAGCAAUCCAGUGCGUUAAGCGCAUCAGCGAAGGCCGCCAGGGCAGCACUUGGUAAAUCUGCCACAGAAGAAGGCGAGGCUGCCCGGAGAAUCAGAGAAGGACUGGUCAAGCGUGACUUCUUUGGGCGGGUAAUCCAGGAAACUCCCGGGUCCAAGGACUUGGAAGAUGGAAGCCAUAACGAUGAAAGCUCGAAAGCUGGCAGGAAAGUCUGGGUUACCUUCCAUGAAGGAUUCUCAAAUGCAGUGCGAAAGCCAAUAUCAAUGGGGGAGUUGUUGAGUGGGCUGUGA
Messenger RNA from Penicillium verhagenii, 3153 nucleotides. Its product is annotated as putative sister chromatid cohesion factor (Chl12). Gene Ontology annotation, cellular component: nucleus. Gene Ontology annotation, molecular function: ATP binding; DNA binding; ATP hydrolysis activity. The transcript is spliced from 3 exons. Lineage: Eukaryota; Fungi; Ascomycota; Eurotiomycetes; Eurotiales; Aspergillaceae. The record is from RefSeq and is a predicted model, not a curated record. The coding region runs from base 1 to 3153 and encodes 1050 amino acids.